This is a messenger RNA of Nematolebias whitei (Rio pearlfish), 3430 nucleotides long. RefSeq names its product ankyrin repeat and BTB (POZ) domain containing 2b (gene abtb2b). The record is from RefSeq and is a predicted model, not a curated record. Gene Ontology annotation, molecular function: protein heterodimerization activity. The coding region runs from base 96 to 3257 and encodes 1053 amino acids. NCBI's taxonomy places the organism in Eukaryota, Metazoa, Chordata, Actinopteri, Cyprinodontiformes, Rivulidae. The transcript is spliced from 17 exons.
CUUUUGCGUGAAGUUUCGACAGCUGCCUCACUGACUUCCAGGUGUAGCCGAGGAGGUCCCCGCUCCUCUUGAGUCUGAGAAGAGUUUGGGCAGCCAUGGCUGGUCUGAAUGUCCACAUGAAAACCUUGGAGGACCUGACGCUGGACUCAGGCUACGGGGCGGGGGACUCCUGCAAAUCCCUCAGCCUGUCUUCCUCCAAGUCCAACUCUCAGGCCUUCAUGACGACCCCCCACCGGGGAAACUGGUGGUACUACUCGGGCUCCAUGAACAGCAGGAACAACAGCUGGGACACCGUCAACACCGUCCUCCCCGAAGACCCGGAGGACAUCUUCUCCAAGUGCAACCGCUUACCUGAGCUGGAGGAGUUCCCCUGGACGGAGGAGGACGUUGCUAAGAUACUUCGCAAAGUGUCCGAGAGUGGGGGCGUGAAGUGGGGGGUCGCACCUGUGUUCUCCCCGGAAGCUGCGCGGCGUCUGUCCGCUCUGCUCCGCAGGGCGCUCAUCCGCAUCGCCAGGGAGGCGCAGCGGCUCAGCGUCAUGCACUGCCGCUGCACGCGCUUCGACGUGCACAGCGCCAUGAGGCUGGUGCUCAGCUGGGCCCUGGCCGACCACUGCGUGUCUGCCACGGUCAAGGCCAUCUCCAUGUACUGCAUGAGCUCCGGCGAGCUGCUGAGGAAGGGCAAGUCCGCCCGCUGUGGACUCUCGUUCUCCGUGGGGCGCUUCUUCCGCUGGAUGGUGGACACGCGCAUCUCCGUGCGCAUCCACGAAUACGCAGCGAUUUCCCUGACUGCAUGCAUGGAGGCUCUGGUGGAGGAGGUAGGAGUGCGGGUGCUGUUGGCUGACAGGGGUCAGCCCGGGCCUGAUUCGGGCUCAGGGUGCGUUCCUGUGAGUGCAGAGACCCUGGAGGGGGUGGUGAACAAUGACGCCGAGCUGUGGGGAGUCCUGCAACACUAUGAGCACCUGAUCUGCGGGAAGAACGCCAAUGGCGUUUUGUCCCUCCCUGCCCAUUUCAGCCCCUACACAGAGAACCAGCAGACGUCUGUGGACAGCAGGGAGGACGCUUAUGCCCAGCUGGAGCUGAGGACACUGGAACAGUCUCUGCUGGCUACCUGUGUGGGCAGCAUCUCAGAACUCAGUGACUUGGUGUCCCGUGCCAUGCAUCACAUGCAGCGUCUGAGCUCAGCGCGUUCAGGGCUAAGUCCUGCUCGCCACGCCCGUCCCCAGCAGCCCGUGUCCUGGUCGCCUGACGCCCUCCACACCCUUUACUACUUCCUACGCUGCCCACAAAUGGAGUCCAUGGAGAAUCCCAACUUGGAUCCUCCACGCAUGGCUCUUAGCAAAGAGAGGCCUUUCCUGUUGCUCCCACCUCUGAUGGAGUGGAUGAGAGUGGCCAUAGUUCAUGCUGAGCAUCGAAAAAGUCUGUUGGUGGACAGUGACGAUGUGAGACAAACCGCCAGGCUUCUUCUUCCAGGACUUGACUGUGAGCCAAGACAGCUGAGGCCAGAGUGUUGCUUUAGCUCCUUUAAGCGUCUGGACUCGAAAGCUGCCAUUGACAAAUUUAAUCUGGACUUGGGUUUUCGGAUGCUCAACUGUGGUCGCACAGACCUCAUUGGUCAGGCCAUAGAUCUGCUCGGACCAGACGGGGUUAACAGCAUGGACGACCAGGGUAUGACCCCUAUGAUGUAUGCCUGUGCAGCUGGAGAUGAGGCCCUUGUCCAGAUGUUGAUUGAUGCUGGAGCCAACCUUGAUGUGGCGGUUCCGCCAUGUUCCCCAAAGCACCCCUCAGUGCAUCCUGACAGUCGACACUGGACAGCCCUCACCUUCGCUGUGUUGCAUGGACACAUCCCUGUUGUGCAGCUCCUGUUGGAUGCAGGGGCCAACGUGGAGGGGGCAGCAGUCCGCAAUGGACAGGAGAGUACAGCAGACACUCCGCUGCAGCUGGCAUCAGCAGCAGGCAACUACGAGAUGGUGAGUUUGCUCCUGGCACGUGGCGCUGAUCCUCUGUCAAAGACUCACGAUGGAAGUGCCCUCACUUCAUCCCUAUAUGAAGUCAUGAACUGCUUCAGUCAUGCUGCUGCACACGGACACAGGAACGUGCUGAGAAAGCUACUGACUCAGCCUCAGCUAAUCAAAGAGGAUGUCCUGUCUCUGGAGGAGAUCUUAGCUGAGGGGGUGGAAGAUGAAGUUCCAGGGUUCUGCCCUUUUUUCCCUCUCCCCUUGUCAACUCCUGCCAAUGGCACUGCAGCCCCACAGGAAGUGGGGGUACCAAAGCUGUGCAAGGCCAGAAUGAAAGCUCUGCAAGAAGCUAGCUACUACAGCGCUGAGCAUGGCUACCUGGAUGUCACGAUGGAGCUUCGUGCUAUGGGUGUACCGUGGAAACUACACAUGUGGCUGGAGUCACUCCGUUGUGCUCAGCACCAGUCCAAGACAGGGGUCACCCUUUCCCUCCUUAGAGAAUUCACCACAGUCCGAGAAGAGGACUACUGUGACGAAUUAAUCACCACGGGCUUACCUCUUAUGUUCAGUAUCUUGCGUACCACCAAGAAUGAUGCCAUCAUACAGCAGCUGGCAGCUAUUUUUAGUCAUUGUUUUGGCUCAGCACCUCUUCCAUCCAUUCCUGAAAUGAAAGCAGCUCUUUCUGCACAGUUGGACCCCCAUUUUUUAAAUAAUCCAGACAUGUCAGAUGUGACAUUUAUUGUGGAGGGAAAACCGUUCUACGGACACAAAGUCCUUCUGAUCACUGCCUCUGACAGGUUUAAAUCGCUGCUAACAUCUUCUGGACUGGAUGGAAGUCCCAACAAAGAAAUUGAGAUCUGUGACGUAAAGUACAACAUUUUCAAGAUGAUGAUGUCAUACUUUUAUUGUGGAGGGACAGAAUCGCUGAAGACCAGCAUGCCUGACUUACUGGAGCUGCUGUCAGCAGCCAAUUUAUUCCAGUUGGGGGCGCUACAACGACACUGUGAGCUCAUCUGCUCUCAACACAUAAACCUGGAUAACGCAGUCAGCAUCUACAAGACAGCCAAGACACAUGGUUCAGUGGAGCUGUGCUCGUUCUGUGAAGGUUACUUUCUGCAUCAGAUGUCUGCACUAUUAGAAAGAGAGGCCUUCAGGACCCUGUUAUUGGGACCACCUGGAGCUCGACAAGGGAACAACUCCACUUCUUCACUGGCUCACAGCCGUGGUGACUCACCUCUGGAGGAGCUGGAGGCCGCCCUGGCUCAGCGUCUACGCUCUCUACACAUUUCAUCUAGAGUCUGAAGACAUUUGGAAAGACGACACAGAUAAAUGGCAAAAUAUGACAGAAAAGUAUUCAAAGCAGAUCCCCAGGAGUGCGUUUAAAAUCAGACUUAGCCUUUCAGACGUCUGAUUCUGAUGGCUAUAGAGCAGCUCACGCAGUACUUUGAGACUGAAGCAGAUCCAUGAGUAACUUU